AUGGCUCUCAUGGCGGCCGGCUUAAGGACUCUUUUCCCGUCUAUGGUCUGCUUCGUCCUGGGCGCGUGGAUCUACGUGAUGUACACCGAUGGCCUCACCGUCCAGGAUUUCUUUACCCCAUGGAUGGCUGGCUUUUUUGUUGAUUUCUACAUUUACGUUUUCCCCUUGGCGCUCUGGGUUUUGUACAAGGAAUCCAACUUGCUGUUGGUGCCGGUUUGGAUACUUCUGUUGAUAUGCACUGGCAGGAGCGUCGAGGUUCAAAAGGGGAAGCAGCAGCGCUCUCCGAUGUUAGUCGUCACUGCACGCAUUGUUUUCACCAGUUUGGUUGGUGUGAUGAUAGCAACCCUGAUUUGCUCUGUCGUGAUUCAAGGCUCUCCUUUCCGCAAAGAGAUCUUGACUCCGGCGAUGGCUGCCAACCUGAUCGACAUGUGUGCUAACUUCAUCGCUCUUUCGGUGUGGGUUGCCUACAAGGAAACAAGUUGGCUAAGCGCUUCCUUGUGGAUAGCUGUUCUGAUACUUCCUGGCGGUAUUGCUGCCUUCAUUGCAACACAGCUGUUUCAGCUUAGCUCUCACGACCCACUCUACCUAGUUUUGGUGAAGAAGAACAACAGCAAGAGGGAAACCAGCAGG
Molecule: messenger RNA, 630 nt
Organism: Linum tenue
Lineage: Eukaryota; Viridiplantae; Streptophyta; Magnoliopsida; Malpighiales; Linaceae
Source: the annotation of a GenBank genome assembly